Molecule: messenger RNA, 3977 nt
Organism: Oxyura jamaicensis (ruddy duck)
Lineage: Eukaryota; Metazoa; Chordata; Aves; Anseriformes; Anatidae
Gene: SFI1
Product: SFI1 centrin binding protein
Exons: 30
Molecular function (GO): phosphatase binding
Source: RefSeq, a predicted model, not a curated record
CAGUCGGCGGCACGGGCUCCUGUCAGCCCUGGGCCCAUGUUAGUCAGCGCCCCGCGUCCCUGUCAGCCCCGGUGCCAGCCCGGCCGCCGAGAGGAGCGGCGGCGCCUCGCGGAGGGGCGCAGACCCGCGGAGCCGGCUAACAAAGAGCAUUCCAGUGCAGCAAGUACAUUUAUUCACUGCAGACUUGGAACUGUAGCAAAAUGGAGAAAUCCCAAAGCAGAUUAAAAUGCCUCAAGGUGCAUGAAAUCCAACUGCUACCUAGGCCUGAAAUACAUGCAGUUGGGCAAUCCAUUGCUUCCCAGCCUGCCGGACAGUUUCAGGACAGAGGUCAUUACUCUCUGCAUCAAGCUGGGUAUACCUGGAAUCAAGGAAGAAAGUUAAAAGAAUUCCAGAGCAGAUACCUAGAAAGGAAGUUCUUUUAUCUGUGGUCAAAAAAGACAUUUGGACAAGUUCUUCCGUCCAGUGCAAGAUGCUUUUAUGACCAGAAGAUUCUUCAAAAAAUGUUCAGAGUGUGGAAGGAGCGGUGGCCUGUUUGUAGAGAAAGGAAGUUGAUUCUCAGAGCUGACAGCCAUUACAGGCACUUACUCCACAAUUUGAUAUUCAAGGCUUGGAGAGCUUAUGUAUGCCAGCAACAGGGAAAGAGGAAGAAAUACUAUGUUGCAGAGUCUCAUGAAAAGAAGCAAAAACUGCUCAGGACCUGGCAGCAUUGGCUGAUUUAUGUUGAUGUUCGAAGGACAAAACAAAGUAUGCACACUGUGGCACUGGCAUUCAGGGAAAGAAGCUGUUUGCGCAUCUCAUGGGCGGUGUGGAGAAGACGAUGCUAUCAGAACCAUGCUGGACGUAAAAUGAAUGUUUUGGCUCUGCAGCAUUGGGCCCAGAGUCUACAGUUUCGAGCUUGGUUGCAGUGGCGAGAGCUGUAUUUAUACAUCCAGAAUGACAAGCAGAAGGAGACUAAGGCGGUAACUCACUAUCUGCACGUGGAAUUGAAGAAAAGCAUGGAAGCAUGGCUGGGAUACGUAGAACUCCACAGAGCAAAGAAAUGUCAGAAUGAGCUAGCGCAAGAGCAUCACCAAGGCAGGAUAGUCCGUCAAUGUUUCUCAAAUUGGCAGCAGUCAUGGGAGUGCAGGAGAAGAGCACAUGCUCACCAAAAGGAGAUCGAAAAACUGUCAGCGAGGAUUGCUUUAUGGAGAGCUUUUGCACGCUGGAAGCAUUAUGUUGUACUGUGUGUGGAAGAGACCCAGCACUGGGAGCUGGCUGAAAAACAUCACAGGCAUCAUCUGCUGAAACUUGGGCUUAAGGGUCUUCAGCAGAAUGUCAUGAGCACUCGUCUUCAGCAAAUGAGAAAAAAUCUGUCAUACCGUCAGUAUCAGAUUACAGUGCUGCAGAAGUUCUGGAACCUUUGGAAGUCCCGUCUGGAAGAGAAGGAGGAAGAACAACAGCAGGCCUUAACAUCCUUGGCUCAUGCACGUUACCGAAAGAUGUUGAUGAGACGGGUAUUUGACAUGUGGUUGUUGAAGGCGUGCAAGCAGCAAGAAUACAGAAUGGAAGAGAAGAAGGCUGUAUUUCAUUUUGAAAGGCAACUGCUGGUUUGCUUCUGGUGCAUCUGGUGUAGAAGAACAGCUGCACGUCUGGAAGAGCAAAAGGGGUUGGCUCGUGCAAGAGAUCACUAUGGGGACCUGCUGCUCCUAAAGGCUUUCUGUCUGUGGAAACAAAAAACUCAGGAGAGAAAAAUGGAGAGGCUCAAGGAGAGCCAAGCCCUAAGAUUUCACUAUUCAAAGUGUCUGCAGCAGUCUUGGAACAAGUGGAGAAAGUAUGUGGGACAUCGGUGUGAGAAAUGGACAAAGCUGGUGCAAGCAGACAUGCACUAUCAGCACACACUACUGAGCAAGACAUUGGCAGCCUGGAAGAGUUAUCAACAUAACAUUCAGUGCAUUCUACACCAAGUAGCUGAAAAGGAGAAACAGCACACUAGACUACUGCUGCGACAACUUUUGAAUAAAUGGAGAGAAAAUGCCCUUUCCCUUAUCUGUGAAGCUAAGGCAACUGCUCGAGCAGAAGCACACUACAGGAGAGUAAUCCUGUCAAAGGUGUUUCUACAGUGGAGGUAUGCUGCCUUACUACAAAUGCAUUACCGUCAGCAGAAGGUGACAGCUGUGAUGGAGGCCAGAAAACAUUUGGAUGUGGUGCGUUUACAGACCCUGUUUCUUCACUGGAAGGAAUUUACUAGGGAGUCUCUGAUGCUGAGGGCUCAGCAGCACAGGGCAGUGCAGCACCACCAGCAGCACCUGCUGCAGAAGUACAUGGAAAAAUGGAAGAAAUACCAUCAGCAGUGCAUUGGGAAAAUGCUGCUACAGAGAAAGGCAGAUCAGCUAAUGACUGAUAGACUUUGCUCUACUUCCUUCUCCUGCUGGAAGACACGGUGUUCCUGUCUGCAGGGGGAGUGGAGUCCCUAACCCAGAACUUGUCUUUGUAAUGGUCCCAGGUGUCUUCUCUUGGUGUUGUAGGUAUUCAGUGCUUGGCUGAGAUUUGUCCAAAGGCAACAGGAGAGGAAAGAUCGCAUUGAAGAAGCCACAGAAGUUUAUCGUACUGCUCUCAUGAGAGAAGGUGUAACUUGGAUCUUGAGGUACACUGCUGGCAUGAAAGAAUUGCGGGGACAGCUCCAAGCACAGCACCAGAUGAAGGCAGCCUACAAUCUUCACCAGACAGUCUAUCGUUGUGCAAUGCUCUGGAAACAGAAAGUUCUCUACAAGAAAUUAAAUAAGCCUUGUUCUUUUGUGUCACCUCUGAAAAAGCAAGUGACAUUUAAAAUACCUGAUGUUAGCCUUGAGACAAGGGGACGUUCAGCAGAGGAAAAGCCAUGGCCUUCAAAAUGCAAUGAUCUACCAUUUCACUUUGCUGGUGGUGAUUCAAUUUUCAGUGAGCUGAAGGCUGUGCGACAGGCAAGAUUACCACCACAAAGACCUGACUUCCUUCUGGAAUCUCUAGAAAGCAAGGAACUGCUGGGAACUCCUUUGAGAUCAGGGACACCUUUUCAGCAAACAGAUGGGAACAAAUGUUCUUCUCAGACUGGGAACUUAAUGCCAGCAACUGAAACAGAAGAAAGCACCUGUAAAUGGCUUUCUCAGAUGGGCAGUCCCACUCAUUCCAACUCAUCUCUGACACGCACUGCUCUUCCAUCUGUACCAUUGUGGACACGUGAUGUGCACCGUGCUGUUCAGAAGCCAGAGCUACAGUCCCCUUCCUUAUUUAUGCCCCAAGAGAAAGCUGGAUCAGAAAUGAGAGGAGGUCAGCCCAUGCAUGGUCACACAGGAACUCAUUCCCAAGGCUGUCAACAGAGAGAAGAGUUGGAGAAGUUGCAACCAAACUUAAAGUCACAGUUGCUGUCAACUGAAGACUUAGUUGGAAAACAGAGUAACCAAAAUGCAGCUGAAUGGGAAGAAAGUAGGGAGCACAGUUCCAAAGAAGAAACGUUCCAGAGAAAGCUGGAAGCAGAGCUCCAACACAUCCAACAGCUAAUGCAGUACUACUUCAGCAGGAAGCAAGAACUCAAGUCCUGUCAACAGCAGGCACGGAUUCUAUAUAAGUGGCUAGAAAUGAGCACACAAUUAGAGGACCAAGCCAGUGUACAAAAAGUUCAAGAAGAAUUGUAUCAGUUGGAGUUGAGGAUCAACACUCUCACCAAAGCACAACAAGAAGAGAGACAGCACGUGCAGAGCCUGGUUGCCCGCCUGCAUGACAUUCGGAUUGCUCUGGAUAUGUAAUUCACAUGAACCAGUCCUCCAACUCAUGGGUAGGAAUGUCUUCAGUUCUUGCCCCUUUCAUAGCAGGGGGGUAUGGAAGAGAUGUAUACAUUCUCUUAGCCCAUGUAUGGUAUUUUUAUUUUAUAAAUUAACUUAAAUACUCUUGCUUGUUUUAUUUUGAUGAUAGCUUGUUUUUUAAAAAAACAAACAAACAAAAACAAACAGAUCAGGAGCUAA